AUGAUAUGUGUGAGAUUAUCUACUGUUCUGCCUUUUCUUACUCAUCAGAAUCAGGGUACUUUUAUUAAGCAAAGAUCGUUGGCCCAUAAUAUCUUCAUACUUCAAGAUCUUCUCAAAGGUUAUUCUAGGAAGAAUAUCUCAAAGAGAUGUUUGGUUAAGAUAGAUCUAAGCAAAGCUUAUGAUUCUGUUGACUGGUAUUUCUUGGAGGAUUUACUGAAUGCCUAUUAUUUUCCUAGUCGGUUCAUAAGGUGGAUCAUGACUUCAUGGAGCGUUAAGUGGGAUGAAAGGAUUGAGACAAGGAGACCCUAUAUCUCCUCUACUUUUUGUAUUGAUCAUGGAGUAUCUAACUCGUUUACUGAUUCUAGCUGCCCAGCACAAGGAAUUCAGAUUUCAUCCUCUCUGUUCAGUCAGAUUUCUGGUCUUGCUGUGAACUUAUCUAAGUCUCACAUAUAUUUUGGUGGAAUUCACUUGGAUGAAAGGAAAAGAAUCUUAGACAGCUUGAAGAUUGAAGAGGGAUUCUUCCCUUUAAAAUAUUUGGGAUUAUGUCUUAGACCAACUAAAUGGAAGGCUGAGGAUUAUGGUUUAAUACUUAAAAAAGUCCAAAAUCGAUUGCAUUCUUGGUCUAGUAGACACCUUUCUUUUGCAGGGAGAUCUCAACUCAUACAUUCUGUUUUGUUGGGUAUUAGGACUUAUUGGAUGAGUAUAUUUUUGCUCCCUCAAAGAGUUAUUCAAGAGAUUGAUAGAUUAUGCAGGAAUUUUCUUUGGGGUGUAAAAGGCUGUUGUAGCAGAGUGCAUUUAUCAUCUUGGGAUCAGGAUUCUCUUUGGCUCAAAUGGGUAGCCAAUAUUUAUCUCAAAGGGCAAAGUUUCUGGUCUUAUAAUCUUCAAACUGAUGUUAGCUGGUACUGGAGGAAACUUAUUAAGCUGAGAGAUCAUUUCUCUCAUGAUGUAUUAAAGGCUUCAAUUUCCAAAGAUAAGUUGAAUCUUACAAGUCUUUAUAUGCAACUGGUUCACAAAGAGAAGGUUCAUUAUGAUAAGGUGGUUUGGUGCAAGCUAUCUUUACCGAAGCACAGAUUUAUACUUUGGCAAGCGAUUUUAGGUCACCUUCUUACUCGAGACAACUUGAUUAAAUGCCAUAUUCCUCUUGAGUCUUGCCUUUGUCCUGUUUGUGAAUUAGACAGGAAAUCACAUGAUCAUUUGUUUUUUAGGUGUCCUUUUUCUCAGCAGGUGCUCAAUCAAGUUCAGUCCUGGUUGGGGCAACUGAUAUGGCCUCCUAAUUACUCAGACUGGCAGAAGUGGAUGGAUGGGAGACCUAGGGGGUUACUACAAAAGAUUAGUGUUGUUCUUGCUGCUUCAGUAUACUACAUCUGGUCUAAUAGGAACUGGUGUAUAUUUGAGUCUUAUUCUUGUACUGUUUCGAAACUGAAUUCUUUGAUUCUCUUGGGGCUGAAAGCCAAAUUACUUGAUAUUAGGAGUUCUAAACUUAAGGCCGGUGAGAAGAGUAUGGUUGAUUUUAUUCAAUUGUUGUAA
Molecule: messenger RNA, 1527 nt
Organism: Humulus lupulus (European hop)
Lineage: Eukaryota; Viridiplantae; Streptophyta; Magnoliopsida; Rosales; Cannabaceae
Exons: 4
Coding region: 1-1527 (508 amino acids)
Source: RefSeq, a predicted model, not a curated record